UUGUUGCUUCAAUUUGCAUGAAUGUUGAGUAUAAAAACAUGGGUUUUUUCAUGGAAAGAGUGUAGUAUGAAACCAAGCUCCCUAAGCUAAGAUAUGGGGAUGCAUAGUUUACCCUAUCUAAUUGUGUUGUUUUUGAAUUUAGGAGCAUUGCUCACUUCACUAGGCUGCCCUGAAUGUUACCGCCACCCAUCUCCGCCGCCGAAAUGUCCUCCGCCAGGCUAUCCGCCUAAACAUCAUCAUCCUCCCAUUGUAAAGCCACCCUAUCACCCUAAACCACCAAAACAUCAUCCUCCAAAGCCACCUAAGCCUCCGGUGGUAAACCCACCAUAUCACCCUAAACCACCGAAGCCACCGGUGGUGAAGCCACCGUAUCACCCUAAACCACCUAAGCCUCCGGUGGUGAAACCCCCAUAUCACCCUAAACCACCAAAACAUCCACCGCAUCAUCCCAAGCCACCUGUUGUGAAGCCUCCAUAUAUACCCAAGCCACCUAUUGUAAAGCCUCCACCGUAUACACCCAAACCUCCGGUUGUGAAGCCUCCAUAUAUACCCAAACCACCGGUUGUGAAGCCUCCGCCAUAUACACCCAAACCGCCGGUUGUGAAGCCUCCGCCAUAUACACCCAAACCGCCGGUUGUGAAGCCUCCGCCAUAUACACCCAAGCCACCUUACUAUCCAAUACCGCCGGUCAUAUCACCACCAACACUGCCUCCAAAGCCACCAGUCUACCCCAGUCCACCAAUAGUGAAUCCACCAACACCGCCGGUUGUGAAGCCUCCGCCAUAUACACCCAAACCGCCGGUUGUGAAGCCUCCGCCAUAUACACCCAAGCCACCUUACUAUCCAAUACCGCCGGUCAUAUCACCACCAAUACUGCCUCCAAAGCCACCAGUCCACCCCAGUCCACCAAUAGUGAACCCACCAACACCGCCGAUUCUACCACCACCAUCACCACCUAUUGUGAAGCCACCAACGCCUCCUAUCGUGAAGCCACCUUCACCGGAAACACCGUGUCCUCCACCACCACCUCCGGCACAACAAACAUGCCCCAUAGACACUCUCAAGCUAGGUGCAUGUGUGGACGUGUUGGGUGGCUUAGUACACAUCGGCAUAGGUAGCAGCGCCAAAGACACUUGCUGCCCUGUACUACAAGGGCUGUUGGAUUUAGACGCCGCCAUUUGUCUCUGUACUACGAUCAAGGCCAAACUUUUGAAUAUCAAUAUUAUAAUCCCCAUAGCUCUUCAGGUCCUCAUCGACUGUGGCAAAACUCCACCUCCAGGGUUCCAAUGUCCAGCACAAUGAUGAAAAACAUAAAAACCCCGUUUUUUUUCUUUCGAAAUAACAAAUAUUUUCAUGUCUUAUUAUAUGUUUCUUUUAAUAAUUUAUGGUGUUUUGCUGGUUGAUGAAGAUCAUAAAGACGUGUCUGAGGUUAGAUCGUUUUAAUAGAUGUUGAUGAAUCCACGAACGGAUCAAUGUAGUACGAUGUUGUGAUUUUAGUUAGUUCAUAGGAUCAUAUUAAUUGUGUGUGUGUGUUAUUUUUCUUAUUUCAAAGCUAAGCUUGUUUUGGAGUGAA
Gossypium arboreum is the source of this 1573-nucleotide messenger RNA. Its product is annotated as 36.4 kDa proline-rich protein-like. The record is from RefSeq and is a predicted model, not a curated record. The coding region runs from base 94 to 1302 and encodes 402 amino acids. Lineage: Eukaryota; Viridiplantae; Streptophyta; Magnoliopsida; Malvales; Malvaceae. The transcript has a single exon.